ACUUAUCUCUAUAACAACCUAUUUAGCGAAAAAAAAACAAACCGGCAAACUCUUACGGUUUGUUGAAAAUAGAACAAACUAAUUAGCAAUAUUUAAAGGAGAAUAUUAAAGGAGAUUUCACAUGCUUAAGAAUUUAAAUAAGUUUCAAGUAGAAGAAAAAAAUGGCUGAAAUUAAUGCUGUUGAUGGUGCUGGUGACCAGUUGGAGCAAUUGAGCAGUUAUUGUUCAUCCAGCGAAGAAGAUGAAAACGCCAAAGAGAUUAUUCCACAGACUCCGGAAAUACCCCGACCCAACUAUAGCGAUGAGGAAUUGAUUAAAUUGGUCGAUUACAUACAACGAAUGACCAUGCUCUUUGCCCUGGAUCAACGAGACUGGAGAGAGGAGACUUUGGAUGUCAUCAGACGUUGGCUGCUGGAGGUCAACGAACCAUUGCUGACUCUGUUCUAUAAUGGCAACAAAUUGACUGCCUGUCUGGGUUUCCCAGUGACUCCCGUCUCCGAUUUGAGCUACUUUAAUCGGACGACUAAUCACAUCUUCACUGUUGAUGGUUUCCAUGAUGAAGUCAACUUUGGCACCGUGCAUGAGGAUGUUGAUGGCUGCCUGCUGAGGGUAUUGCAAUUGGUGUAUGCUCCAGUGUUUCGUAACUAUACCGAUUGGAACAGCAAUGUGAAGUCCAGAUUCGCCCAGGCCAUGGAUAAGCUAUUGGGCUAUCUGACCAAUCUGAAUUCCAAAAUGGCUGGCAUGACAAUGCUGUAUGUGCCCUAUGUGGUGCAACAGAUGGCCCGUGAGAACAUAGCCCAUGAUCGUGAGUUUGUUAAAAAUAUGGAGUCCGUGGUGGUCUUUUGGACUACUCAAAUUCGCACUCUACUGUCGGAUAAGGUGUUGGUGGUACCUCAUGACUUGGUGGUGCCCGAGGAGGAAUACGAAUUUUGGCUUUAUAGAUAUGAGGUGCUGCUUGGCAUCAACACGCAAUUGGCUCAGGACGAUGUGCAGAGCAUUAUCAUGGUCCUGCGACAGUCCCGCUCGGUUUACAUCAAACAAAUCGAGGCACUCAUCAACGAGUGCCGCCUGGAAAUGGAGCAGGCCAACUCGAACAUCAAAUAUUUGCAUUUGCUUAUUGAGCCCUGCUCGCAGAUAGACAAAUGCGAAAGUCCGGCCACAGUGCCUGGUGUACUGCCGCGCAUUUUCUACUUCAUACGCUACAUAUGGUUGAACUCUCCCCAUUACAAUCGCCGGGACUUGAUCACAAAUCUUUUUCGCGAUGUCAGCAAUCAGAUCAUACGCUUCUGCGUCUCCAAAACCGAUGUGGAUACCAUACUGGGUGGCGGUAAGUCUCGUUUUGGCAUCAAAAUGUGCAACAUGGCUGUCGACUGUUGUUUGUGCUAUAAAAUGAUCUAUGAGCGCAUGUCUAAAAGUUUGGCCCAACAACAACCUCAAGUUGGCUGGGAUUUGGACAGUGUACUGAUCUUCAAUCACAUCGAUGCCUUUAUGAAGCGAUUGGAGGACUUAAUGGACAUCUGUCAAGCAAUGAUUGCCUUUGGCCGUUUGGAUGAGACCGAGGAUAUACCCAAGCCACGCUUCGGAGGCACUAAUGGUGCGGAAUUCGAAAAGACUGCAGAGCGCGUUGAGACUGACUUUCGAAAAACGCUUUCCUUGCUGGAGAGUGACUCGAAAAAUUUGAUUUUGGAUGUGCAUAAAACAGGUUGGCACGAAGAGGCCUUGAAGUAUCGUCGUACCGUGCAGGGUUUUGAGGAGACCAUAAAGCGUCUCAUGGACAAUGCCUUUAAGAGGGCCUGUAACAUUGAAGAGGCGCUAGAGGUAUUGCACUCGGUGCUAUUCUACUCGUAUAGGUCUAGUGUGAGAAAUACCUAUCUGAAGAUGGUCUCCGAAGUAUGGCUCAUGUUUUCCAAGGAAAUGGACAACACUACCAAGGAUUUAACGGAUCGCGAAAAUCUUCACGAGUCAUGGCUGGCUUAUUAUGCCUCCCGUGCUGUUGGUUAUCGCAUCAACUUGGAGCGUCUCCAGUGGCUAAGAGAUCGCCUUAAGAACUCCGAAUGGUUGCCUUCAGUGCCGGAGUGUGGCAAGGUUUUGGCCAAAUUCGAUGGCUUGAAGAAAGACUUUGACAAAGAAAUGCGCAAAGCAUUCGACGAUUGGGUGCAUAGUUGUGGCAGUGCCAAUCUAUUGGAUCGCCUUGAGCGCAAACUUCUGGUGCGCAGCAAAUUCAAGAAAGGCCUGUUGGAGUGCAACAUUGAUCGUUCGGUGCUGGACAUUUGUCAGCAGGCGCAAACUUUUGAGCAGUUGAAUUUUCAAAUACCAGGCUCCAUACGCAAGCUCUAUGAGAAAUAUGCCACGUUGCAGUUUAUGUAUAACAGCGUCAUUACCGUUUGCCUCAAUUACAAUCGCAUACUCUCGGCCCUAUCGGAGGAGGAACGUACGUUAUUCAAGGCCCUGAUACAAACCUGUGAUCGCAAAAUAGCACCCGCCCUCUUUAAGUUGACCUGGGGUGGAGAGCUGAGUGAUGCUUACAUAGCUGGCUGUGACAAACACACCCAAAGGCUGCAGGAAUCUGUGGAUAUCUAUAAGCGUGCUAAUCACCAAAUUGCACGGAUCUGUGAGCAGAUUUGCGAUACUCCAUUGGUAAAGUUUACCCUACCAGGUGCUGUGGAGUUGGCUACAUUUGAGGCUAAUGUAACUGCCUUCAACCGCCGAGCUACGGAUCAAAUUUUGAGUUUAUAUAACACCAUAAUUGAGUUGCUCUAUGCUGUCUUUAAGGAAUUUGAAUAUGUCAUAGAAGAUAUGGCCUCCGAAUGGUAUACAUACGUCAAUCGAUUCGAUGCAAUGAUGUCGGAAGCAAUGCUUAUAUGUGCUCGUAAUUCCUUGAACAAUGUCUACUCUGCUCUGCGUUCGGAAAGUGAUAUCAGCCCACCACCCAUAAUUAUUGUCUCCAUUGAUGUACAGGAGCAAAAACUUGUUUUGAACCCCACAAUGGAGGCAGUGGAGAGCCUUAUUUUAAGCAUGAUUCAGCGUAUUCGCAAAAGCUUGGAGAGUGUUGACCGAAUAGCUCUUAAACUGGAAAUGCCUGAGGAACUUAUUGGUCCCCCCUUUGCCGAGUUAAUGGACAAUGACUCGGUAAUUGCAGAGAUACAGGAGAAGAUAGGCAAUGAAGUUGACUACAGCAGGGAGGAAAUUGAGAAAUUUAUGGAUACCUGGACCGAAUACAAAGACAUCUGGGAAUGCAGCGAAGAAGAGUUUACACGAAGAAUUGAGGAUACGGAACAAACGGCCAAUGUCUUUGAAGAUAGUAUUGAGUCGUACAGCUCAAAGGCAGAGAUCAUUGCCAUGAAAGAGGCCAUUGUCAAUGUUUAUUUUAUAAUGGCAAAUCAGACGGCUCUAAAGAACACAUUGAUGGACUAUAUAGAGAGAUGGCAGCUGCAGAAUGUUAGUCUGCUAACCAAAAGAGCUACGGCAAGGAUAAAAAUAAUCUAUCGUUAUGUCAAACGCAAUGAAAAACGCAUCUGCGUUGUACCCAGAACCCUAAAGGAAGCUCGUGAGGCCACGGAACUUUUCAAUCGUCUAAAAGAUGAGGUUCCCCUAAAACAAGACGAAUUUCCCGAAACUUUAAAUCUUUUCAAAAUCUUGGAUAAAUAUGAAAUCAGCAUAGCAGAAAAUACCAGAGUGUUGGUCUUGAAUUUACAGACAACUUGGGAGUCGUAUCUGAAAAAGCUAGGAGAGGCUGGUGAUAUGCUGGACAAUACCAAGGAGGAAUUCAAGCAGAAUCUGCUAUUGCAAGCCGAGAAGUUCCGUAGCAUUAUGAAGGAGUUUUUGGCAGAGUUUAUGCUUAAGCUACCCACCUCCUCCCAAACCAAUCCCCGCAUAGCUUUAAAGUAUAUCAAAGUUAUAUCUGACAAAGUGGUUGCCUGUUUCAAAUUUGAGGAGAGUCUCAUCAAUGAUUUGGCCAUUUUUCACAUUAAUCAACCGGAAAAUCUGAACUUGAAGAAACUCAAUGAUGAAGUUAGGAUUAUACGAAAUAUUUGGGAAUUGAUAUUGGAAUGGCAGAAUACCUGGAAUGAGUGGCGCAAGGAGAAUUUCUGGAAAAUCAAUAUUGAUCUCAUGGAGGACACUGCCAUGUCCUUGUACAAGGAAUUUAGUGCGCUUAAUAAGAAAUACUAUCCCCGCAAUUGGGAUAUGCUGAUAACAACCACAAAAAAUUUGGAUGGAUUUCGCAGGACAUUGCCGCUGAUUACAGCUUUGAAGAAUCCAUGCAUGCGUCAUCGUCAUUGGGAUAGCGUUAGGAAAUUGAUGGAAGUAAAUUUCGAUGAAAAUUCCCCAAAAUUCACUUUGGAGCUGAUUAUUGAACUCGAUUUUCAAGCAUUUUCCGAAGACAUUCAGGACAUCUCCAAUGCUGCCACCAUGGAACUGCAGAUAGAGAAUGGCAUUAAAAACAUUGCCAGCAUAUGGCGCAAGCAGACCUUUGAAAUGGUCCUUUACCGCAAUGGCAUCUACAAAAUUAAGAGCGUCGAUGAAUGCAGUCAGCUGUUGGAGGAGCACAUGGUCCAAAUAUCUUCCAUGAAGUCCACCAGAUUUGUAGAGCCCUUCGCCGCUGUGGUGGAUUAUUGGGAGAAAACUUUGUCCUAUAUAUCGGAGACCUUGGAAAAGGUCUUACAGGUUCAAAGGCAAUGGCUGUAUUUGGAGAAUAUAUUCGCCGGCGAGGAUAUACGCAAGCAACUACCGACAGAGGCUGAACGAUUUGCUCUCAUAACGAAUGAAUUUAAGGCCAUCAUGGAGUACAUGUUUGAGGCCAAGACUGCCCUCAAAGCGACACAUAUAAAGGCACCACCUUUUCUGUUGAUACGCUUCCAGAAAAUGGAUGAACGUUUGGAAGCCAUACAAAGAGCCCUGGAAAUCUAUUUGGAGAGCAAGCGACAGCUAUUUCCAAGAUUCUAUUUUGUAUCGAACGAUGAUCUCUUGGAAAUAUUGGGCAACAAUAAGAGACCAGAUUUGGUGCAGAUGCAUUUGAGGAAACUUUUUGACAAUUUGGUCAAGCUAGAGCUGAGAAGGGUGGGCAAGGGUUUAAACCGCUGGCAAGCCUUGGGCAUGUACGCCGAUGAUGGUGAGUAUGUGGAGUUUUUGAAUGUGGUCUACAUAGAUGGACCCUCAGAGAAGUGGUUGGCAAUGGUGGAGGCCCACAUGUUUGUCGUAAUGCGUGAGCAGCUGAAAUUGACGAGGGCUUCCUUGAAGAAAUUUGCCUCCAAUCGAGAAAAGUGGCUUUCCCUGUGGCCUGGCCAAUUGGUCAACACAACUUGUCUCAUCCAAUGGACCACAGAGUGCACACGCAGUUUGAUCCACUGCAAGAUGGUGGAUCAGAAGAAGCCUUUGCGCAAGCUGAAGAGGAAGCAGAAUAAAAUCCUGGGCAAACUUUCCGAAAUGAGCCGCAAGGAUUUGAGCAAAAUUAUGCGCCUCAAGGUGAACACUUUGAUAACGGUGGAGAUUCAUGGCCGCGAUGUCAUUGAGCGCAUGUACAAAACCAACUGCAAGGAUGUGGGCCACUUUGAAUGGUUCUCGCAGCUGCGCUUCUACUGGCACAAAGAAUCAGAAACGUGCGUUGUGCGUCAGACCAACACGGAGCAUUGGUAUGGCUACGAAUAUUUGGGCAAUUCUGGGCGUUUAGUUAUUACCCCCUUGACGGAUCGCUGUUAUAUAACGCUGACCACAGCCUUGCAUUUGUAUCGAGGCGGCAGCCCCAAGGGCCCUGCUGGCACUGGCAAAACGGAAACAGUAAAGGACCUGGGCAAGGCUCUCGGCAUGUGGGUCAUAGUGACUAAUUGUUCUGAAGGUCUGGAUUUCAAGAGCAUCGGCAAAAACUUUUCGGGUUUGGCCCAAACUGGUUCCUGGGGUUGCUUUGACGAAUUCAAUCGCAUCAACAUUGAAGUGCUCUCGGUGGUGGCUCAGCAAAUUAUGUCCAUCAUUGCUGCUCUCUCAGCGGAGUUGAAGGAAUUCGUAUUCGAGGGCCAGAAAAUCAAGUUAGUGCCCACAGUAGGCCUCUUCAUCACCAUGAAUCCCGGUUACGCGGGACGCACCGAGUUGCCGGAUAACCUGAAGUCCCUAUUUCGGCCGAUAUCCAUGAUGGUACCCGAUAAUGCCAUUAUAGCCGAAAACACCCUCUACUCUGAUGGGUUCACCAACACCCGCAGUUUGGCCCGCAAGGUCUAUACACUGUACGAACUGGCAAAACAGCAGUUGUCCAAACAAUACCACUACGAUUUUGGUUUGCGCUCCAUGGUUGCUUUAUUGCGUUAUGCGGGGCGCAAACGACGCCAGUUGCCUCAUGCCUCGGAGGAAGAGGUUGUAUAUUUGGCCAUGCGUGACAUGAAUGUGGCCCGCCUUACUGCAAAUGAUCUGCCCUUGUUCAAUGGCAUAAUGUCGGAUAUUUUCCCUGGUGUGGAUGUUCCGCUCAUAGACUACAGCGACUUCAAAACGGCCAUAGAGGAUGAAUUGCAGGGCAAUGGCCUGCAAAUAAUUCCCAGUGCCAUCAAGAAAGUCAUUGAGUUGUACGAGACCAAGAACUCCCGACACUCGACCAUGAUUAUUGGCGAUACCAACACCGCCAAGUCGGUGACCUGGAAAUGCCUACAGGGUGCCUUUGGACGUAUGCAUGCAAAUAAGAAGCCCGGUUGGGUGGCGGUGACGGUGCACCCUAUGAAUCCCAAGGCCUUAAAUCUGGCAGAGCUGUAUGGCGAAUAUAAUCUGGCCACUGGAGAGUGGUUGGAUGGUGUUUUGAGCUCCACCAUGCGUGUGAUAUGUGCUGAUGAAGAUCCCACCCAGAAGUGGCUACUCUUUGAUGGUCCCGUCGAUGCUGUGUGGAUCGAGAACAUGAAUUCGGUCAUGGAUGACAACAAAAUUUUGACUUUGGUUAACAGCGAACGCAUCACCAUGCCAGCCCAGGUGUCACUGUUAUUUGAGGUAGCCGAUUUAGCGGUGGCCUCUCCGGCCACGGUCUCCCGCUGUGGCAUGGUCUACAAUGACUAUCGCGACUGGGGCUGGAGACCAUAUGUAAAGUCUUGGUUGCAGCGUCAAAAGCCCGCCGAAUAUGCGAAAUAUAUCUCGGAAUUGUUUGAUGAAUACUUGGACAAGGUGUUGAGCUACAAACACGAACACUGCAAGGAGAUCGUGAAGACCAACGAAUUGAAUGUCGUUAUCUCGCUGUGUAGUCUACUCGAGGGGUUUGCCACCAAACAGAAUGGCAUUGUGGCUGGAGAUUUGGAGUUGCUGGAAAACAUGAGCAAGUUGUGGUUUCUCUUUUGCUUGGUAUGGUCUGUGUGUGCCACAGUCAAUGAAGAGGGUCGUUUGCAACUCGAUGCCUUUAUAAGGACCUUGGAUAGUAGUUUUCCCAUCAAAGAUACCAUCUAUGAUUAUUUUGUAGAUCCCAUGCUCAGGUGUUUUCUACCGUGGGAGAGCAAAUUAUACGAUGGCUGGAAAUACAAUGAGGAGGAACCCUUUUACAAGAUCAUUGUACCCACUGUGGAUACGGUGCGCUAUGAAUAUCUGGUGUCCAAGCUUUUGCAGGAUAACCAUCCAGUCUUGAUGGUGGGCAAUGUGGGCACAGGCAAAACCUCUACAGCUGUCAGUGUGAUGGAGGCUUGCGACAAGACCAAGUUUACAGUGCUUUCAAUCAAUAUUUCGGCACAGACAACCGCUGCUGGCCUUCAAGAGUCCAUAGAAAAUCGCACCGAGAAAAGAACCAAGACGCACUUUGUGCCCAUAGGCGGCAAAAAGAUGAUAUGCUUUAUGGAUGACUUCAAUAUGCCGGCCAAAGAUGUUUACGGCUCUCAGCCACCUUUGGAGCUAAUUCGUCAAUGGAUUGACUACAAAUACUGGUUCAAUCGUCGCAAUCAACAGAAAAUCUAUGUAACCAAUACCCUGAUUAUGGCUGCUAUGGGUCCUCCGGGUGGGGGGCGGCAGGUGAUUUCAGCCCGUACUCUGAGCAGAUUUCUCCUCAUCAACAUGACCUUCCCCACGGAGGCUGUGAUUAUGCGAAUUUUUGGCACAAUGAUACGUCAGAAGCUGCAGCUUUUCGCCCCUGAGGUCAGGGAACUGUGGCAUCACAUCUCAGCAGCCACCCUACAUUUGUACAACGAUGUGGUGGCCAAAAUGUUACCCACACCCAAUAAAUCGCAUUAUCUCUUCAAUUUGAGGGAUAUAUCGAAGGUGUUUCAAGGUUUGCUAAGGGCAAAUGCGGAAGUUCUUGUACGUAAGGCCCAAUUUCUGCGCCUUUGGAUUCAUGAGUGUUUUCGGGUUUUCUGUGAUCGCCUGGUAGAUGACAGAGAUUGUGAAUGGUUUGGCAAUGAAAUGAAUGAAGUCAUGAACCGACACCUGGAGGUCAACCUCCAUAGCCUGUGUCCCCAUAGGAUUGUGCCCAUAUUUGGCGAUUUCAUGAGCAGACAAGGCUUCUACGAAGAUCUUAGUUUUGAGCAACUACGUGACUACAUCAAUGAUCAAAUGGGGGAGUACAACAACUUCCCCGGUAUGGCACGCCUAAACCUGGUGUUCUUUAAGGAGGCCUUGGAACACGUGGCGCGCAUAGUGCGUGUCAUCUCCCAGCCUAGAGGCCACAUGUUGAACAUUGGCAUUGGGGGCUCCGGACGUCAAGUUUUGGUAAAGCUGGCUGCUUUUAUAUUAGAAAUGGGAGUUUUCCAAAUCGAAGUAACCAAGAAAUAUAAAACCCAAGAAUUCCGCGAGGAUCUUAAGAGUCUAUACAAAGUGACAGGGGUCAAGCAAAGGCCCACCAUCUUCAUAUUCAGCGGUGAGCAGGUGGUGGAGGACACGUUCUUGGAAAUCAUAAACAAUAUGCUGAGCACCGGUGAAAUCAAUCUCUUCAAGGCCGACGAAUUCGAGGAGCUAAAGACUGAGUUAGAGCGGCCGGCCAAAAGGGCUGGUAUCCAGCUGACCACAGAGGCUCUGUACAAUUUCUUCAUGCAAAAUGUGAGGGACAAUCUGCAUGUGGCCCUGGCCAUGAGUCCCAUUGGUGAUGCCUUCCGUUCCUAUAUACGCCAAUACCCGGCCCUCAUCAAUAAUACCACUCCCAAUUGGUUUAGACUAUGGCCCCAGGAGGCUUUGCUGGAGGUGGCCUCGAAAUUCUUGUCAGAGUUCAAAAUUAAUGUCCCCGUUCCGGGCAGAGAAGAUGAGAAGCAUCGUGACAGCCUGGUGGUGACCACCGAGGAAACGCUGCAGAAAAAUGUGGCCUUCACCUUCUCGGUAAUACACUCCAGUGUCACCGAUAUCUCUCAAGUGAUGCUGCUGGAGGUGAAGCGUCAGAAUUAUGUCACUUCAUUGAAUUAUUUGCAACUGGUCAGUGGCUUCAAGGAGCUGUUGCAACAGAAGCGCUUUGACAUCUCCUCCAGUGCCAAUAAGCUACGCAAUGGCCUAUCCAAAAUAGCCGAAACCCAGGAAAAGGUCUCAGUAAUGACCGAGGAGCUGAAGGUGAGCUCCGAGCAGGUGAAAGUGUUGACGGUGGAAUGUGAGGAAUUCAUUGCCACUAUCGAGGAGCAAAAGGCCGAGGCCACCGAACAAAAGGUGAAAGUGGAUGCUGACGCGAUACAGAUACGACGAGAGGAGGUCACCUGCAUGGAUUUGGCAGCCACUGCCAAAGCCGAUCUCGACAUGGUCAUGCCAAUGGUUGACGCCGCUGUGCGGGCCCUUGAUGCGCUCAACAAGAAGGAUGUGGCCGAAGUAAAAUCCUAUGGCCGUCCACCUAUGAAAAUCGAAAAGGUCAUGGAAGCGGUUUUGAUACUGAUUGGCAAGGAACCCACCUGGGAAAAUGCCAAAAAGGUCCUCGGAGAGGCAACAUUUCUCAACGACCUAAAGAAUUUUGAUCGUGACAACAUUUCCGAUAAAACCCUUAAGCGCAUUGCCUUGUAUACCAAGAACCCCGAACUGGAGCCCGAUAAGGUGGCCGUUGUAUCUGUGGCCUGUAAAUCUCUGAUGCAAUGGAUUAUGGCCAUAGAAAACUAUGGCAAGGUGUACCGCAUUGUAGCACCCAAACAAGAGAAGCUGGAUAAUGCCAUGCGCUCGUUGGCCGAAAAGCAGGCGCUACUGGCAGCAGCCCGCAAAAAGCUGGAAGAACUCAAUGCUCGUUUGGCCGAGUUGUACAGGCAGUUGAAUGAAAAGACUCAACUUUUGAAUGAAUUGCGCUUGAAGGAGGAAAAAUUGCGCAAGCAAUUGGAGAGGGCUAUAAUUCUGGUGGAGUCGCUGUCGGGCGAAAGGGAGCGUUGGAUUGAAACGGUGGCCUCACUGGAUAAACAGUUUGAGAAAUUACCCGGUGAUUGUCUGAUCUCCACGGCCUUCAUGUCAUAUCUGGGACCAUUCGAUACAAAAUAUCGUGAAAUCCUGUUGGAAAAGUGGGCACUUCUCAUAAAGGAGAAAGCCAUUCCGGCCACGGAGGAACUUAAAAUAACAGCCUUUCUAGCGGAUGCUGUGACCAUCAGAGAAUGGAAUAUUCAAGGCCUUCCAGCGGAUGACUUCAGCACUGAGAAUGGGGUGAUUGUUACUCGAGGCAGCCGCUGGCCUCUGAUCAUCGAUCCUCAAAUGCAAGCCAAUACAUGGGUGAAGAACUACGAGGAGAAAAACGAUCUGAAGAUUAUAGACUUUGGCCAAUUGGACUAUUUGAAAACCUUGGAGAUGGCUUUGCAAAAUGGCCACCCUGUGCUUUUACAAAAUGUGGGCGAGCACAUUGACCAGGCCAUAAACCCCAUAUUGCGCAAGAGCUGCACCAUACAGGCUGGCCAAAAACUCAUGAAAUUCAAUGACAAGUUCUGCACCUACAAUGACAACUUCCGCUUGUACAUCACCACGAAAAUUUCCAAUCCCCAUUAUCCACCGGAGAUAUCAUCGAAAACCACCAUAGUUAACUUUGCUCUGAAAAAGGAUGGCCUCCAGGCUCAAUUGUUGGGCAUUAUAGUGCGCAAAGAGAAACCGGCCCUGGAAGAGCAGAAGGACAAAUUGGUUUUAACCAUAGCUCGCAACAAGAGAACCCUAAUCGAUUUAGACAAUGAGAUAUUGAGACUGUUGAACGAGAGUCGAGGAUCUCUGCUGGAAGAUGAUGAGCUCUUUGCCACUCUACAACAAUCCCGCCUCACCUCAACCUUGGUCAAGGAGUCAUUGAGCACCGCCGAAGUUACAGAGUUGGAGAUAGACACGGCUCGCCAAGAAUAUCAGGCGGCAGCAGAGCGUGCCUCCAUCCUGUUUUUUGUUCUCAUGGACAUGUCCAAAAUAGAUCCCAUGUAUGUCUUUUCCCUCUCCGCCUACAUAUUGCUCUUCACCCAGUCGAUUGAGCGAAGUCCCAAACAUCAGAUUGUGUUUGAGCGCAUUAUGAACAUCAAUGAUUACCACACCUAUGCGGUGUACAAGAACACCUGCCGUGGUUUGUUUGAGAGACACAAACUCUUAUUCUCCAUUCACAUGGCAGCUCAGAUUUUGGCCAAUGCUGGCCGUUUGGUUGAGGCUGAAUAUGAAUUUAUACUUAAGGGCGGCAUUGUCUUGGAUAAGCAGGGACAGCCACCAAAUCCAGCGACUAAUUGGAUCAGUGAGCAAUCCUGGGAUAAUAUCACAGAGUUGGACAAGGUUUCUGGAUUCCAUGGCAUUGUAGAUUCGUUUGAGCAAAGCGACAAAUUAUGGCAAGUUUGGUAUGCCACAACCACUCCCGAAACCGAAGAUCUUGUGGGUGAAUGGAAUGACAAAUUGUCGGACUUUCAAAAAAUUUGUGUGGUUCGUUGCCUGCGAGCAGAUCGCAUUCAAUUCUGUCUCACCCAGUUCAUCAUCAAUGCACUGGGCCAGCGUUUUGUUGAACCUCCAGUGUUGGACCUGAAGACGACAUUCGAAGAAUCUAUACCGCAGACGCCUUUGAUAUUUGUAUUAUCUGCUGGAGUAGAUCCCGCCCAGUCAUUGCUGAGUUUGGCUGAACAGGUGAAAAUGUCUGCACGCAUGUUCUCGCUGAGUUUGGGUCAAGGCCAGGCUCCUGUAGCCACCAAAAUGAUAAUGGAUGGCAUACGCGAAGGCAACUGGGUGUUUCUUGCUAAUUGUCAUCUUUCUUUAAGCUGGAUGCCCACUUUGGACAAAAUUAUAGCCACCAUGCAAACCAUGAAACUGGAUAGACGUUUUCGUCUAUGGCUCAGCUCAAGUCCUCAUCCGGAAUUUCCCAUAUCCAUUUUGCAAACGAGCAUCAAAAUGACAACGGAGCCUCCGAGAGGCAUUAAGGCCAAUAUGAAACGCUUGUACAGCAAUGUAAAUGUGGACAAUUUCGAGGCUGCCAGUGAUCCUUCUCAAUACAAGAAGCUAUUGUUCUCAUUGUGCUUCUUUCACACCAUAUUGCUGGAACGCAAGAAAUUCCUACAGUUGGGUUGGAAUGUGAUCUACAGUUUCAAUGAUUCAGACUUUGAGGUGUCUGAGGUGCUGCUGUUGCUCUAUUUGAAUGCAUACGAGGAGACACCAUGGGGAGCUUUAAAAUACCUAAUAGCCGGUGUCAAUUAUGGAGGUCAUGUCACCGAUGAUUGGGAUCGCAGGCUAUUGACCACUUACAUUAAUCAGUACUUCUGCGAUGAUGCCAUUACAACGCGCAAAUAUAGAUUGUCCUCCUUGGACAACUAUUUCAUACCUCGUGAUGGCGAUGUGCAAUCCUAUUUGGAUCAUAUUCAACAAUUUCCCACCUUCGACAAGCCCGAGGCCUUUGGCCAACAUUCCAAUGCUGAUAUUGCUUCGCUGAUUGGGGAGACCCGCCUGCUGUUUGAGACUCUUUUGUCUAUGCAGGUCGAGUCCUCAGCUUCAGUGGGUGAGAGUAAGGAGGUAAAGGUUUUGCGUUUGGCUCGUGACAUCUCACAGAGCACCCCGAAUGAGUUAAACUAUGAACAGACUGCCAAGUUAAUAGGCCUUAACCGUACACCGCUGCAAGUUGUAUUGCUGCAGGAAAUGGAACGUUAUAAUGUCCUGCUAAGGCAUAUCAAAGUGCAAUUGCGAGAUCUGCAGAUGGGCAUACGGGGCCUGGUGGUGAUGAGCACUGAACUGGAGGACAUAUACCAGGCGGUGUAUGAGGGUAGAGUGCCACAAGUUUGGCUUAAGUGUUAUCAGUCGGAGAAACCUUUGGCCUCGUGGUCCCGUGACUUGGUAUUGCGCAUAGAACACUUUGCCCAAUGGGCCAAAGUUCUUAGACCACCCACCUUGUUUUGGCUGGCUGCUUACACUUUCCCGACUGGCUUCAUUACUGCGGUGCUACAAACCUCUGCUAGAGCUAGUCACACUCCAAUUGAUGAAUUGGGUUGGGAGUUUCACAUUUUUGUUGAGGAAGAUGAUGCUGCUGCUCGCAUUGUUCGGGAGGGUGGUGGUGUUUAUGUUCGUGGCAUGUUUCUCGAGGGGGCCGGUUGGCGGCGUAAAGGCCAAUGUUUGACGGAUCCCUUACCCAUGGAGUUGGUCUCCCCCAUGCCGGUUGUACAUUUCAAACCCGUGCCUCAAACUAAGCGAAGGACCAGAGGUGUUUAUUCAUGCCCUACCUAUUACUAUCCCCAAAGGGCGGGAUCCUUUGUUAUAGCUGUUGACUUGAAAUCGGGCACUGAGAAUGCCGAUUAUUGGAUCAAGAGGGGAACUGCCUUGUUGUUGAGUUUGAGUAAUUAAUUUAUUUGUUGUUCUUCUUGUUUUAUAUGUAAUAAAAAAUGCUUUAAUAAAU
This is a messenger RNA of Stomoxys calcitrans (stable fly), 13707 nucleotides long. RefSeq names its product dynein axonemal heavy chain 2 (gene kl-2). The record is from RefSeq and is a predicted model, not a curated record. Gene Ontology annotation, cellular component: dynein complex. Gene Ontology annotation, molecular function: ATP hydrolysis activity; minus-end-directed microtubule motor activity; ATP binding. Bases 162 to 13655 code for a protein of 4497 amino acids. Lineage: Eukaryota; Metazoa; Arthropoda; Insecta; Diptera; Muscidae. Gene Ontology annotation, biological process: microtubule-based movement. The transcript has 14 exons.